Molecule: messenger RNA, 1685 nt
Organism: Sphaeramia orbicularis (orbiculate cardinalfish)
Lineage: Eukaryota; Metazoa; Chordata; Actinopteri; Kurtiformes; Apogonidae
Gene: bzw2
Product: basic leucine zipper and W2 domains 2
Exons: 12
Coding region: 93-1358 (421 amino acids)
Cellular component (GO): membrane; cytoplasm
Molecular function (GO): protein binding
Source: RefSeq, a predicted model, not a curated record
GAUGAAACUCCUCCGCCUCUAACACUAGUCACUGUCAGACGGUGGAGCAGAAGCAAACUACGGACAUAUAAACUGUAACUUACAGGACUUGUAUGAAUACCGGUAAGCAGCAGAAGCCAGUGCUGACAGGCCAGAGGUUCAAGACCAGGAAAAGGGAUGAAAAGGAGAAGUUUGAGCCCACAGUUUUCCGAGACACAAUCGUUGCUGGCCUUAAUGAAGCGGGUGGAGACCUGGACGCUGUAGCCAAGUUUCUAGAUGUCACAGGGUCACGACUGGACUACAGACGCUAUGCCGACACUCUAUUUGACAUCCUCAUCGCAGGAAGCAUGCUCGCUCCUGGAGGGACUCGUAUCGAUGAGGGCGACAAGACCAAGGUGACAGCGUACUGUGUGUUCACCACAGAGGAAAGCCAUGCCGCUCUGCGCCUCUACGCUCAGGUUUUCAAUAAACUCAUCAGGAGAUACAAAUAUCUGGAGAAGGCCUUUGAGGAGGAGAUCAAGAAGCUGCUGCUCUUCUUGAAGGCCUUCAGUGAAUCAGAGCAGACUAAACUGGCCAUGCUGACCGGCAUCCUGCUGGCCACCAGCACACUCCCCCCUCCCAUCAUCAAUAGCCUCUUCACCGACAGCGUGGUCAAAGAGGGGAUCUCUGCGUCAUUUGCUGUGAAGAUGUUCAAAGCAUGGAUCGCAGAGAAAGACGCCAACUCGGUGACCUCAUCGCUGAGGAAGGCAAACCUCGAUAAAAGACUACUGGAGCUGUUUCCUCCCACCAAGCAGAAUGUGGAUCAUUUCUCUAAGUACUUCAAUGAAGCCGGGCUGAAGGAGCUGUCUGAAUUCCUGCGUGUCCAGCAGAGUCUGGGAACACGCAAGGAGCUGCAGAAAGAGCUUCAGGAGCGCCUGUCCCAGCAGUGUCCCAUCAGAGAGAUGGUGAUGUAUGUAAAGGAGGAGAUGAAGAGGAAUGAGUUACAGGAGCAGGCAGUGAUCGGCCUGCUGUGGACGUGUCUGAUGAACGCUGUGGAGUGGAACAAGAAGGAGGAGCUGGUCACCGAGCAGGCACUCAAACACCUCAAACACUAUGCUCCUCUGCUGGCAGUGUUCAGCACUCAGGGUCAGUCUGAGCUGGUGCUGCUGCUGAAGAUCCAAGACUACUGCUACGACAACAUCCACUUCAUGAAGUCCUUCUCUAAGAUUGUGGUGCUGUUCUACAAAGCUGACGUCCUGAGUGAGGAGGCCAUCCUGAAAUGGUACAGAGACGCCCACUCCGCCAAAGGGAAGAGUGUCUUUUUAGAACAGAUGAAGAAAUUUGUUGAGUGGCUCCAGAAUGCUGAAGAAGAGUCUGAGUCGGAGGGGGAGGAGGGCUAGAGAGGCAGCCGCAGGACGUGGUCUUCCUGUAGUCUGCGUCCGGUGGCCUGAAUGUCAGCACAGCAGCUGGUUUCCAUGUUGUGUGUAGGGUCCGUGUGGGCUGGGGGGGGGGACAGUCCCACCACAGCCGGACCGGACCAGUAGUCAGUCCCACACAUGUAGAUGGCCUUACUGACAUCCACCCACCUCAGCACAGAGUGCACCGACAACGCUGACUAGGAAUAGUAGAUUUUCACACACUUCACACAAGUGAGUUAUUUAAAACUUGUGUAUGUAACUUGGCAAAGCCCUGAUCUUUUUAUGAAUAAAGUUGUUUUAUAUUUAUGA